Molecule: messenger RNA, 1635 nt
Organism: Saccoglossus kowalevskii
Lineage: Eukaryota; Metazoa; Hemichordata; Enteropneusta; Harrimaniidae
Product: phagosome assembly factor 1-like
Biological process (GO): Golgi to plasma membrane protein transport
Cellular component (GO): trans-Golgi network
Source: RefSeq, a predicted model, not a curated record
UCGGGGAGCUGUAUCGUAUUCGCCCGAGAUGUUGGAUUUGGAGGUAGUUCCAGAAAGAUCUCUAGGAAAUGAACAAUGGGAAUUCACCCUGGGUAUGCCAUUUAUGCAAGCAGUUAAUAUUCUUAAGAGACAGUGUCGAAUUAUCAAGAAUGUACAAGUUGUAUAUAGCGAAUCAUCACCUUUAUCAGUGGAUCUAGUCCUUAAUUUAUCUCAGGAUGGUAUAAGAUUACUAUUUGAUCCUGUUGUACAAAGACUUAAAAUUAUUGAAGUAUAUAAUCUUAGUAAAGUAAAAUUGAAAUAUUGUGGUGUUCAUUUUAAUUCUCCGCAAGUAGUUGCAUCAAUAGAACAAAUUGAUGUCUCAUUUGGAGCCACACACCCUGGAGUAUAUGAUUCUGCUCAUCAGCUUUUUAUUCUCAACUUUCGAGGCCUUUCUUUUUCUUUUCCCAUUGAUUCCAAAUUUGAGCCUCACUAUACACAUGGUUUUUUAAGUUCAUUGCAAUUUCCUAAUGGUGCCUCACCUGUAGUAUCACGUAUGUGUAUUUACACUGGUAAUAGUUUAACUGAUACAAAGCCACCACCAAUGCCUUUGAAUUGUUUCCAUGGCAAUGUGUAUACUGAAUCUGUUAUGGUUUUGUUUAACCAUGAUACAUGUGUACCAGAAGGGCUGAAAUUUAUUCUAGUAACAGAAGGUUCAGGACCAGGAAAGAUAUCAGAACAGAGGAGACGAAUAUUAGAGAGAGAAGUUAGAUUUGGUGAUAGUUGUCAAAGUAUAUUAUCGGCGAUAGGAUCUCCUAGUAAAGUAUUUUAUAAAUCAGAAGAUAAAAUGAAAAUUGAUAUUCUCUUUGAUGCUGGGACGCACAAAUUAAAGAAGUUUAUCCUACAUACCAAUUAUCCUGGACAUUAUAACUUUAACAUGUAUUACCGAUGUGACUGUCGCAUCCCUAUUCCAGUAAUAAAAGGCUCAAAAGCAAUGGAGGCUGAUGAACCAUUGGUGUUAACAUCUUUCACCAAGUGGGAUCAAGUACAGGAGUUACUUCUGACGCCAUCUCAUAAACCAGUUGUACUAAAUAGAGCAUCGUCCACUAACUCUACAAAUCCAUUUGGUUCAACAUUCUGCUAUGGUGUUAAUCAUAUGAUUAUUGAGGUGAUGCCGAAUAACCACAUAGCAUCAGUGACUCUUUAUAUGCCAUCAACAGAUGCAGUUUAAUGUUCCGCCACAAAUAUGAUGUUGUAACCCUGUCAUUGCACAGCAACACAACACUUCUGGUGUUGUAUGUAUUGCACUGUUCAUAUCAGACAGCAUCAGCAGUAGUUAUUUAUCAAAUUUCACCAUUAAGGGUUAAAAGGCCACACUAUUGUUUGAAUUUGAUUGCAAUUCUGAAUUGCCUGCUACCAUGUGAGUGGGUUUUAAAUUGAAAUAUUUUUAAAAAUCUCUACUUGUUACACUUUUCUCAUUUACAGCUUGAAUGUUGCACUAAAUUACAAAUUCAGACACCAAGCUGAAAGUAGAAGGAUGCUAAAUAACUAAUAGUUUGAGCUCAGACAAGACUAAGUAUUAGUAAUUACACAAUGUGUCGUGAAACUGGGUUGUCAUAUCAGUGUUAAAUGAAAUAAAUUUGUUGAAUUGCUGAGUAU